Molecule: messenger RNA, 3717 nt
Organism: Trichomycterus rosablanca
Lineage: Eukaryota; Metazoa; Chordata; Actinopteri; Siluriformes; Trichomycteridae
Product: cytoskeleton-associated protein 2
Exons: 7
Coding region: 187-1983 (598 amino acids)
Biological process (GO): negative regulation of microtubule depolymerization
Cellular component (GO): microtubule cytoskeleton
Source: RefSeq, a predicted model, not a curated record
AGGACGAACGACUGCAGCGGCAGGCUCAAAUCAUUUUGAACGUUGCAGGUUUGAAAGCGGCUGUAAGACUCAAGCCAUAAACAACACUAACAAAACUAUAAUCUUUUAUUUAUUUUAUUUAAUAUUUACAUACUUUUAUUUUAGUGUUUUUGCUGCGGAUUGUUUGCGGACAUUCGUGAUUCGAGGAUGGACACGGCAGUGAUAAAGAGCAAUAAAGAGAACUCCAAACCAGAAGCUGGAGUGAAAACCGUCCCCAGAUGUGUCGUAUCCAAACAGAAGCUGAUUAAAUCUGAACCCCUGCAGUCCAAAAAUGAUCUACAGGAGGCAAACAUGGCUGGAAAGGUUGGGUCUAAACCUCUAAUCAAACCAGCUACAAAAACCAACGCUUCAGAUUCUAUAGCACGGAAAACGCUGAGCCAGGCCUUCCACACCCAACAAUCCACCAGGCACAGGAAGCUGGUCAUUGAGGUUCCGAAGCCACCAGCAUCCGUGCCCCCCAAAACUAUCCCCGGCACCUACAAGGGCAGAGUGGUGAAGUCAAAAAUCGACUGCUUCAGGAAGCCGGCCACCGGUGACGAGAAGACAGCAGACGCUCAAGCAAACGCAGCUAGGCCUAAUCCUGAGGUGAGGACUUUGUCCAAGGUUCGCUCCAAGUCUGUCACCACUGUACCUGGUUCCUCUAAAGCGAGACUGCCUCCUAACCUCGCUGGCAGAGUGAAGUCCGUGUCUGACGUGGCACAGAAACCAGUGGUGCAGACCAAAGCUCCAACUCACUCGGCUGCAAAACCAGUUACAACGUUCAUAAAGCCACCCAGAGUGCCCACAAGGCCACCUACAGCCUCCGCAAGGGCACCUACAGCCUCCUCAAAAACGGCCGCAGUGCCCGCAAGGCCAGCAACGACCUCCAGUAAACCAGCUCCGAUCUCCAAACCCACAUCGUUCAUCAAGAAGAAAGAACCAUCGGUGCAAACCAAACCCAAACUCACAGCCGCUGCUGGUGAUCAGAAAACACACAAACCCGCCCCGAGCAGCACCAGCCAGUACAGAAUCCGGGCGGAGUCCGCAGAGGAGCGCCAGGCGAAGCUGGCAGCAUGGCUGGCAUCGAAGGGCAAGACCCUGAAAAGACCAGCGGUCACGGAGAAAGCAGCUCCCCGAACCAGCAAAGCCGAGGUCGUCGUUAAAGAAGAGGCACAACCCCAGGUCAUCCCGGCUCAUCAGACCAAACCUGAGGAGGUUCCUCAGAGUCAAGCCGUGUUCACCAGCAGCCCCAGCCACAUCAUCAACACCACCCUGGACCUGCUGGAUAACUCCGACCUGGACCUGCCCGCAGACCCCGAGAUCAGACUGGAGUCGUUGGUGGUGAAUCUGUGUGAUCGACUGGAGGCCAUGGAAACUCCGUCCUCGUGCGACAGAGGUGAAGACGAUGAAGCUGAGAUGUUGACCGAGCCGAAGGUGGAAGAAGGAACCGAUAAAGAAUACGAGAUCCUGGAAGAGGAACUAAAAGAGGAGACACAGGAGCAGGAUGGUGGAGAGGACGAGGAGAAGCCGAUUAAACGUGAGGAGAAGAUGAAGAAGACGAGCGAAGAUGAGGAGGAUGAUGAUGAUGAGAUGGAUUCCACACCAGCAGAUGCUGCAGAAGGGUGUGUGGUGAAGUACAGUGUGAAGACCACGCCGUUCCUCCAGAGUGUAAAGAAGAAGCUGGACGGCGAGAUGGUUCCAGGAACUCCUGGUUCUCGGCGUAAGGGUGGCAUCAAAGAGCUGAAGUACCUGACCCCCGUGCGCCGCUCCUCCCGAAUCCACAGGUACUCGUCCCGCCUCCCGGACAUGCUGAACGAGCACGACCCGUGCGUCUCCUCUCUCGCCGAACUCGAGCUGCUGGACGCCGCCGACACCAACGCCUACAUCUACAGGAAGAACCCGGCGCUGCUGCAGCACCAUCCCCAAAUCCAGAACCUGCACGAGCUGAUCGACGAGGAACACUGAACUCAACACAUCGAGCACACUGAAGGGGGGGUCGUGGGGGUUCUGCUGCAUACUAAACAUUUUACUACACCCAAAAAAAAUGACAUUUUUAAUGAAAAUUUUAGGAUAAAAAAAGGUGAAGAGCGUACUCAACCCUAGUACCUAAAUCCAUACACACAUUGUUCUGACACACCAGAGAUAAACACACUCACACUCUUGAAGACAGACACUACAUUUGAAUUGAUUUUUGUCAUAUUAAAAUUGGGGGGGGUAGUCACAGUAGUAGCCAGGUGGGUAGAGCUUUGGGCCAUUAUUGUUUGGAAGGUUGUGGGUUCAAAUCCUGACUGUUAUGCAGCCACUGUUGGACCCUUGAGCUUGACCCUCUCGGAUCAUAUACAGUACAUGUAUGUAUAUAUAUGACAACUAGAGGCAUUCCAGCUGUAUUUCUAUUAAUAAUUCUAUUGGCCACUAAAUGAACACACAUUAUUUUAAUUAAAAAAAGAUUGUUUUACUGAAAGCUGCUGGAAUCGAUGCAGAUUUUUUAAAAUAACAACAGUGUGUGUGUGUGUGUGGAACUUUGUUCUAUUAAACUAAACAAACCUCUACUGAGGACUCUAAAUGUUGAUUAUGAUUUUUGUGUAGGAGAAAAAUACAUAUUCAGAAUUGUUUACUCUUGAACACUAUACUUAGGAGCACCGCAGUGGAACGUUCUGGUCCGGAUCCCUGAGUCGGAUGUCCUUAUUUUAUCCGGGUCUGUUAGUGGCACUGAGCACACACUGACAAGUGCACCUCAAUGGCCAGGCUGUUUGGACACCCCCAAUAGCCCUUUAAUCCCGGACAUAGUCAGUAACAUCUGUGUAGACGGCAGAUAGCACCACUGAGAUUUAAACCUGGGCAAAAUACAGAAACUGCAAAGUAAAAAAGUAAAGUGUUGUCAUGAACUGUGGGCUCAAUAUCACUUCUAUCUGUUUUUCUGCAGUGAAAACUGUUAGUAUUUGAAGUAAUAUGAUUAAAAUGUUUUAAAUCUGAUUUUUUUUAUUGAAAUGAAAAAUGGUGAGGUGAUAUUUUUUCAUAUUUCAGUGUAAUAUAUAAACAUAUCUAACACUUGGUGAAUGAAAACCUCACUAAACGAGCUUCUAAUACAAGCUGCUUUACAUGAAACGGUGAACUACUAAAGAAAACAAACCAGCGCUUGCUGGUGCCUGGUGUUGAGCUGUAUUGGUACUAAAAUCCUGCAUAAUUCAUUAUUACUGAAGUAAAUACUACAUGUGUUUGAAUACUGCUCUGAAUGCUGCAUUUCCCAGUUUAAAGCUGCACUGUGUAACUGUUUUUGGUAAAGGUUAAAGCAAUCUUGCAUCUUCAUAAUUAUUAUUUAAUGUCCUGUUUGGCACAUGAACUCCUAAAAUGUUCUUUUAGUGUUACUUAUAUAAAUAUCAUUUUUACUAGUAAGGUCUUCACAUCGUCAGAAGUUACAUAUCACAGCUUUAAAGAAAAUAUAAUUUGUUUAUAGUUUUUUUUCUAUUUUCUGUGCUGUCUCAGCAUGUUCAUGUAUGUGUUGUUUGUACCUGUCCUGUUUCUCCAGCUGUAUAAAUUAGUUGUACACGUGCAGUAAUAACAGAACGUUAAUAUUGAUGAUGAGUAGAAUGAUGAACAGUGGCCUGUAACACUCAGCCUUCAACAGUUUAUCAUUCUGGAGAGAAUAACUCUGUCACAUGAUAUGUGUGGGGUUAUUUUUAAUAAAUAUUAAGUUCUUUA